Messenger RNA from Microtus oregoni (creeping vole), 4204 nucleotides. RefSeq names its product transportin 3 (gene Tnpo3). The transcript is spliced from 23 exons. The record is from RefSeq and is a predicted model, not a curated record. NCBI's taxonomy places the organism in Eukaryota, Metazoa, Chordata, Mammalia, Rodentia, Cricetidae. Bases 366 to 3137 code for a protein of 923 amino acids. Gene Ontology annotation, biological process: protein import into nucleus. Gene Ontology annotation, cellular component: cytoplasm; nuclear membrane.
UGGGCGGCUGCUUCCGGUCUGGUAAAGCUCUGUUUCAGGAUCGCUGCGUGGUUUGUGUCAUGCGGUGAUAGGCCUCAGAGAUCUAGGCGGGAGGUGAGGAGCCAAGAAUCCGUGUCCGGACUCCAGAGACUGGAUUCUAGCAGAAAGACAGGACAAAAGGGAUCCGGGAACCUGAGACGACCUAUCCGCUGUUUCCGAGGGGGCGACUUCCACGAGGAACCUCCCCCCCCCUUCCCUGGUAACGGCCAGAAAGGAGGAGAUGGCGCCAGUCAGGGAGCGGCUGUGGCCGAGACAGUGAGGAAUCGUGAGAGGCGGAGCAGCAGGGAAGCCUCGGAGUCGUCGCUGUCACCGCCGCCGCCACCACCAUGGAAGGAGCCAAGCCAACAUUGCAGCUCGUGUACCAGGCAGUGCAGGCUCUUUACCACGACCCAGAUCCCAGCGGAAAGGAGCGCGCCUCGUUUUGGCUUGGGGAGCUGCAACGUUCGGUUCAUGCCUGGGAGAUUUCUGAUCAAUUGUUACAGAUCCGACAGGAUGUGGAAUCAUGCUAUUUUGCUGCCCAGACCAUGAAAAUGAAGAUUCAGACUUCGUUUUAUGAGCUACCCACAGACUCUCAUGCUUCAUUAAGGGACUCAUUGCUAACUCAUAUUCAGAACUUGAAAGAUUUGUCACCUGUCAUUGUAACACAGCUGGCUUUAGCAAUAGCAGACCUUGCCCUACAGAUGCCUUCUUGGAAGGGAUGCGUACAAACAUUGGUAGAAAAAUAUAGCAAUGAUGUAACUUCUUUGCCCUUUUUGCUGGAGAUCCUUACAGUGUUACCUGAAGAGGUACACAGUCGUUCCUUGCGAAUUGGAGCCAAUAGGCGCACAGAAAUUAUAGAAGACUUGGCCUUCUAUUCUAGUACAGUGGUAUCUUUAUUGAUGACAUGUGUAGAAAAAGCAGGAACUGAUGAGAAGAUGCUUAUGAAGGUUUUCCGCUGUUUGGGAAGCUGGUUUAACUUGGGAGUUUUGGACAGUAACUUCAUGGCUAAUAAUAAGUUAUUAGCGCUGCUUUUUGAGGUUUUGCAGCAGGAUAAAACCUCAUCUAACCUCCAUGAAGCUGCUUCAGACUGUGUAUGCUCAGCUCUCUAUGCUAUUGAAAAUGUGGAGACUAACUUGCCGUUGGCCAUGCAGCUUUUUCAGGGGGUCCUGACAUUGGAGACUGCUUAUCAUAUGGCUGUGGCACGAGAAGAUUUAGACAAAGUUCUGAAUUACUGCCGUAUCUUCACUGAACUAUGUGAAACUUUCCUGGAAAAAAUUGUUUGUACUCCAGGCCAAGGUCUGGGAGAUCUUCGAACUUUGGAACUGCUUCUUAUUUGUGCAGGCCACCCUCAGUAUGAGGUAGUAGAAAUUUCCUUUAACUUUUGGUACCGACUAGGAGAACAUUUGUAUAAAACCAAUGAUGAAGUCAUUCACAGCAUAUUCAAAGCAUACAUUCAGAGGCUGCUUCAUGCCUUGGCUCGACACUGCCAGUUGGAACCAGACCAUGAGGGAGUUCCUGAAGAGACUGAUGACUUUGGGGAGUUUCGAAUGAGAGUGUCAGACCUGGUGAAGGACCUGAUUUUCUUGAUUGGAUCUAUGGAAUGUUUUGCCCAGUUGUAUUCUACUCUGAAAGAAGGCAACCCACCCUGGGAGGUGACAGAAGCGGUUCUCUUUAUCAUGGCUGCUAUAGCAAAGAGUGUUGAUCCGGAGAACAAUCCUACACUUGUGGAGGUACUAGAGGGAGUUGUCCGUCUCCCAGAGACUGUCCAUAUGGCUGUGCGGUACACCAGCAUCGAGCUGGUUGGUGAAAUGAGUGAAGUGGUUGACCGGAAUCCACAGUUCCUGGACCCUGUAUUGGGCUAUUUGAUGAAAGGCCUGUGUGAAAAGCCUCUGGCUUCUGCUGCAGCCAAAGCCAUUCAUAACAUUUGUUCAGUUUGUCGGGAUCAUAUGGCUCAGCACUUUAAUGGACUCCUAGAAAUUGCCCACUCCCUUGAUUCUUUCAUGUUGUCUCCCGAAGCUGCUGUGGGUUUGCUAAAAGGAACAGCUCUUGUCCUAGCAAGACUCCCUUUGGAUAAGAUUACUGAAUGUCUUAGUGAGCUAUGUUCUGUUCAGGUUAUGGCAUUGAAAAAGCUGUUGUCUCAGGAGCCCAGCAAUGGCAUAUCUUCAGAUCCCACUGUGUUCUUAGAUCGCCUGGCGGUAAUAUUUAGGCACACCAAUCCCAUUGUAGAAAAUGGACAGACUCAUCCGUGCCAAAAAGUCAUACAGGAAAUAUGGCCAGUUUUGUCUGAGACUCUAAAUAAACACCGAGCUGACAAUCGGAUUGUAGAACGUUGUUGCAGAUGCCUGCGCUUCGCUGUUCGUUGUGUAGGCAAAGGGUCUGCAGCCCUUCUACAGCCACUCGUCACACAGAUGGUGAAUGUGUACCGUGUACAUCAGCACUCCUGUUUCCUGUACCUUGGCAGUAUCCUUGUGGAUGAGUACGGCAUGGAAGAAGGCUGUCGGCAGGGAUUAUUAGACAUGCUCCAGGCACUGUGCAUUCCCACUUUUCAGCUCCUAGAACAGCAGAAUGGCCUCCAAAAUCACCCCGACACUGUAGAUGACCUAUUCAGGUUAGCCACACGAUUUAUUCAGCGUAGCCCUGUCACCUUACUGAGAAGCCAAGUAGUCAUCCCCAUCUUACAGUGGGCCAUUGCGUCUACCACCUUGGACCACCGAGAUGCCAACUGCAGUGUCAUGAGGUUCCUACGAGACCUCAUCCACACAGGAGUAGCAAAUGAUCAUGAAGAGGAUUUUGAAUUGCGUAAGGAACUGAUUGGACAGGUGAUGAACCAGCUUGGACAGCAGCUUGUAAGCCAGCUGCUCCACACAUGCUGCUUCUGUCUGCCACCUUACACCUUACCAGAUGUGGCUGAGGUGCUCUGGGAGAUCAUGCAGGUUGACAGACCGACCUUCUGUCGGUGGCUAGAGAAUUCCUUGAAAGGUUUGCCAAAGGAGACAACUGUGGGAGCUGUCACAGUGACACAUAAACAACUCACAGAUUUCCACAAGCAAGUCACUAGUGCCGAGGAAUGUAAGCAAGUUUGCUGGGCCUUGCGAGACUUCACCAGGUUGUUUCGGUAGCUCAAGCUCACAUUCCUGCACUGUGCCUGUCGUCCAGGAAUGUCUUUUUUUAUUAGAAGACAGGAAGAAAACAACCCAGACUGUGUCCCACAAUCAGAAACCUCCGUUGUGGCAGAGGGACCUUCACUGCCGCCAGACAGGGAGAAGCUUCAACCUCCCGAGGCAUCCUGAGGAGUUCCUGUUUGGGGUGUGAGGGAGAAACAGCACGGUUUUAAAGGUGGCCGCAGCCUGUCCGGCGUGGUGGGAGGGGAACUAGUUUCCUGGUGAACUUCUUUCUAAAAGGAAAAAUAAUUCAAGGAAAUUUAAAAAAAGAAGAAGAAGAAGAAACCCUGGAAGCUGGGAUGAAAGCAGAACUGUACCGUUCACCUGGUAGCAGAUGACGCACACGAUAGACAACACCAGCAUGCAGUGCACACACAGAAACAUAACAGUGAGAACUUUCUGUGAGUCAAGUGAGAAACAUGGCUACACUUGGAGUUAAAGAGCCGUUCAUGUCUCCUCUGUUGUCCUGCCUUUAAACAUGCACACCCCAGCCGUUCCAGACAAGGAGCCUGUUCUGCUUUCUGUCACCAUCAGGGACGAAAGUCAGAACUAGCCAGGGCCAAAGUUGCUAUUCCUGUAGAGCCCAACCCUGCUGUUGAGUUGCUGAGUCCACUCCAGUUCACAUGCUAAGUCAUCAACCUUGGGGAGAAAAACCAAAAUUGAGGUGGGUGGAAGGGAUAUAAAUGUGUGUUAAAUAUUUCUUUUUCUUAGUGAAUUAUUCAUCCAGACAUAGGAGGGGCAAGAACAAAAAAGGCUAUAGAGAAAAUGUAUUUACAAGACUACUUGUAUUUUGCUUAAAAAGUGAAAAUUAAUUGACCUCUUGGGACAUGAGGCUGAAAUGGGAAACCCAGAACAGACCUUAAUGAGGGAGUGUGGUCUUGUGUUGCCAUUAGAUUACAGGGGCACUGUUCUGUCCUGUGGUGUAACCAUCUCAAGAUGAAUCAACAGCACCAAAAAAAAAAAAAUAGAAAAAAAAAAGAAAAAAUAAAAACCCAAUUUUUAAAAUUUUACCGGUCUUGGUUUUU